Talpa occidentalis (Iberian mole) is the source of this 2168-nucleotide messenger RNA. It is a transcript of the gene PRPSAP1, whose product is annotated as phosphoribosyl pyrophosphate synthetase associated protein 1. Gene Ontology annotation, biological process: 5-phosphoribose 1-diphosphate biosynthetic process; purine nucleotide biosynthetic process. Gene Ontology annotation, cellular component: cytoplasm; ribose phosphate diphosphokinase complex. The transcript is spliced from 10 exons. Lineage: Eukaryota; Metazoa; Chordata; Mammalia; Eulipotyphla; Talpidae. Bases 60 to 1217 code for a protein of 385 amino acids. Gene Ontology annotation, molecular function: magnesium ion binding; ribose phosphate diphosphokinase activity. The record is from RefSeq and is a predicted model, not a curated record.
CGGAAGCCCGGCGGGUGCGGCCCCGCGCGAGCCGCGGCCAGCGCGCCUCGGGCCGGACGAUGCCCAAGAAGCUGCUGCUGCUGCCGCCGCUGUCCGUGGCCUCGGCCUUCCGCGCCCCGCGCGCCCGCCCCGCCGCGCCCCCGGCCAUGAACGCCGCCCGCACCGGCUACCGCGUCUUCUCCGCCAACUCCACGGCCGCCUGCACCGAGCUGGCCAAGCGCAUCACCGAGCGUCUCGGUGCUGAGUUGGGGAAGUCUGUGGUGUAUCAGGAGACCAAUGGAGAGACAAGAGUUGAAAUAAAAGAAUCUGUUCGUGGCCAAGAUAUUUUCAUCAUCCAGACAAUACCCAGAGAUGUGAACACCGCGGUGAUGGAGCUGCUGAUCAUGGCCUACGCGCUGAAGACUGCCUGUGCCAGGAACAUCAUCGGGGUCAUCCCCUACUUCCCCUACAGCAAGCAGAGCAAGAUGAGGAAGCGGGGCUCCAUCGUGUGCAAGCUCCUGGCCUCCAUGCUGGCCAAGGCCGGUUUAACUCACAUUAUCACUAUGGACCUUCAUCAAAAGGAAAUCCAAGGCUUUUUCAGCUUUCCCGUGGACAACCUUAGAGCCUCACCUUUCCUGCUUCAGUAUAUCCAGGAAGAAAUUCCAAAUUACAGAAAUGCAGUCAUUGUAGCUAAAUCUCCUGAUGCUGCAAAAAGGGCCCAGUCUUACGCGGAACGGCUGCGCCUGGGCCUGGCUGUCAUCCACGGAGAGGCGCAGUGUGCGGAGCUGGACAUGGACGACGGCCGCCACUCCCCGCCGAUGGUCAGAAACGCCACUGUCCACCCCGGCCUGGAGCUGCCAUUAAUGAUGGCCAAGGAGAAGCCGCCGAUCACCGUGGUGGGAGACGUCGGCGGGCGCAUCGCCAUCAUCGUGGAUGACAUCAUUGAUGACGUGGAGAGUUUCGUGGCUGCCGCGGAGAUCCUGAAAGAGAGAGGCGCUUACAAGAUCUACGUCAUGGCCACCCACGGCAUCCUGUCCGCAGAGGCCCCCCGCCUGAUCGAGGAGUCCUCCAUUGAUGAGGUGGUAGUGACCAACACCGUCCCCCAUGAGGUGCAGAAGCUGCAGUGCCCCAAGAUCAAGACAGUGGACAUCAGUCUGAUUCUUUCUGAAGCGAUUCGCAGAAUCCACAACGGGGAGUCCAUGGCCUACCUUUUCCGGAACAUCACCGUGGACGACUAGCCGGGGCUCGCCUCCUCGGCUCCUCGGGGGCACGUGACGGGCAGGGCUGAUUGCACGGUACUGCCUCGUGGGAGGACUGAGGGGUCUCAGCCAGGUGGCCUCUCCCCACUUCGGGAGGUGAGAGGCACUAAGCUCGUCACGAGGCAGGGAGCAGAGGGCUGAACCCCGGCAAGGGCCGCCGCCACCGUCCUUCCCCUAAAUGGACGUCGUGAAAAAAAUCUGAAAAUCUUGACUGGAAAAGACUUUCAGGGCAGACAGUCUCGAUGCUAAUGUUCUGGUGUUUCAGCUGCAGGGAAGCGCAGACGUUAAUGUUGAACGUGCUUAGGGAAGCUGAGCGCCUGGCACCCUCUAUUCUAGUUGUCCUCUCUCCCGGCCAGCUUGACGCCCCUCUUUAGCGGGAAUCCUGUAUUUCUUUGAGGAACUGCCAUCCCCACAGCCGGUAAACAGCAUUUCUGGCGUCACUCCUAGCAAGGAUUAGAGAAGAGCACCCUAGCUCUGGAGGUCUGUGUUGCUCUUAAGUUGCAAAUAAAAGGAUUCGUGGUCUUGCUGGUCUCUUCACUACCCCCCAGCGCUGCCCACUCGCCUGCCUUCGAGGGGCUGCCUUCUGUGCGCGAGACCCGGACUCAGGCUGGCCCAGAGCUGGCCGGUGGCCUCCGCCAGCAGCUCGCCCCUUCCCCCGACACCUGAGCACUGACGCGAGAGCCUUGCUGAGUGAGAAAUUAAAAAUCUAAAUUAAAAAAAAAUUUCCGCCGUGUGAAAGGAGGCACUUGCCUUCACUGAGCUCCUCGGGCCUGCACGGGGCCUUUCCGCCGCCUUUGUCAGGCAGGCCUCGCUGCGGGGCUGAGUGAUGGGGGAAGGCGUCUACGGGAGGAUGAACUGGAAUUGCUUAUUGGUCCUGCAGUUCCCGAGAGAUAAUAAAGGGCAAUUCAAUUAUUUGCACAAUUGUGUUUC